AUGUCUCCACCCUUGUCUUCUAUCAUUGCGAUCUUGACCCUACAAAUCUUCUUGUCGAGACCUCGACAGGCUCGCUGGGCAUCAUUGAUUGGGAGCUUGCUGGCUAUAUUGCGUGUCGAACGGUUAGAACAAAAUUUCAACUCUCAGCAGGUAUGGAUUUCAACUAUGGAAAUGGAAUUCAAAAACGACCAGCGCCGCAGAGUUGCCCAGUACCUUGAAAGUAUGGCCUACGACGAUGUCGUGGAUGCGUGA
This is a messenger RNA of Penicillium chermesinum, 252 nucleotides long. RefSeq lists its product as uncharacterized. The record is from RefSeq and is a predicted model, not a curated record. Bases 1 to 252 code for a protein of 83 amino acids. NCBI's taxonomy places the organism in Eukaryota, Fungi, Ascomycota, Eurotiomycetes, Eurotiales, Aspergillaceae. The transcript has a single exon.